Molecule: messenger RNA, 1446 nt
Organism: Pochonia chlamydosporia 170
Lineage: Eukaryota; Fungi; Ascomycota; Sordariomycetes; Hypocreales; Clavicipitaceae
Product: molybdenum cofactor sulfurase
Exons: 1
Coding region: 1-1446 (481 amino acids)
Source: RefSeq, a predicted model, not a curated record
AUGUCUGGCAUUACUGAAACAUAUCCAGAAUACGGUUCUACGAACCAACUCGACAUACUGAGGGCAACUCAGUACGACUAUCUUGACCGACAGAACCACAUCUAUCUUGACUAUACUGGCGCCGGGCUUGCUGCUCGUGCUCAGCUUCGAGCUCACCAUGCUCGUUUAGAUGGUGCGACAUAUGGAAACCCCCAUUCCGAAAACCCUACAAGUCGAAGUGCAACAGACCUGGUAGAACAAGCCAGAAAUCGUGUGCUCUCGUACUUGAACGCAUCUCCAGAAGAAUAUCAGGUUAUCUUCACGCUAAAUGCGACAGGAGCGGCAAAGCUGGUGGGAGAAGCGUAUCCUUUUGCUAAGAACUCCAGGCUCGUUCUAACAUCGGACAACCAUAACUCCCUAAAUGGUCUUAGGGAGUACGCACGGCGAGGUGGAGCAGGAACAAAAUACGUUCAUAUGCGGCAAAAAGAUUUAAGGACAGACACCGAAGCCGUCAUCAAGUGUCUUGGCCAUCCCAUCGGCUGGCGGCGGUUGAGACCAUCCUCCCGCCGUCGAAGCGGUCUCUUUGUCUAUCCAGCGCAGAGCAACUUCAGCGGAGUACGUCAUCCAUUAAGUUGGAUAAAGGUAGCGCAAGAUCUCGGCUACGACGUAUUACUUGAUGCUGCAGCAUACCUACCAACCAGCAGCCUUGAUCUAUCCACCGUUAAUCCCACCUUUGUCAUUGUUAGUUGGUACAAGGUGUUUGGAUUUCCGACUGGAGUAGGUUGCUUAAUCGCUCGCCGUGAUGCGCUGGUACGACUGGCUCGGCCAUACUUUGCGGGUGGUACCGUGAAGGCCGCCACUGUAGCUGUGCCCUGGCAUGCGCUUACAUCCGGAGAAGCAGCCUUUGAGGAUGGGACCGUUAACUAUCUGUCUAUACCAGAUGUGCAUUUCGGAUUGGACUGGAUCUCAGAUAUUGGGAUUGAACUUAUUGGAACAAGAGUUCGUUGUCUGACAGCAUGGUUUAUGGAUUCAUUGCUGGACCUCAGGCACAGCGAUGGCAGUCAGAUGGUCAUCCUUUAUGGACCAAGGGACAUGGAAGCUCGUGGAGGGACCGUUGCAUUCAACUUCAUAGAUGCUGAAGGGAAAAUUGUAGAUGAGCGCCUCGUUGCUUUGGAGUCUAGCAGGGAACGUAUUUCCCUUCGGACUGGGUGCUUUUGCAACCCUGGGGUAGGGGAGACAGUCUUUGGCGUUUCGGCAAAAACGUUGAAACACCUCGCUCACCAGCAAGAGGCAACAUUUGAUGAUUUCCUUCGAAUUGCACAUCUCCCCUCGGGUGGUGCUGUUAGGGUGUCAUUUGGAAUUGCCUCCACGGUCGAAGACGCUGAAUAUUUUAUAUCAUUUGCAUCGAAAACGUAUAAAGACCGAGUGACGACAACAGAUAGGUUGAAGCCUCGCCUAGGCUGUUGA